Messenger RNA from Solea solea (common sole), 1750 nucleotides. It is a transcript of the gene adcyap1a, whose product is annotated as adenylate cyclase activating polypeptide 1a. The transcript has 6 exons. Gene Ontology annotation, molecular function: peptide hormone receptor binding; neuropeptide hormone activity; pituitary adenylate cyclase activating polypeptide activity. The record is from RefSeq and is a predicted model, not a curated record. Lineage: Eukaryota; Metazoa; Chordata; Actinopteri; Pleuronectiformes; Soleidae. Gene Ontology annotation, cellular component: extracellular region; perikaryon; neuron projection. Gene Ontology annotation, biological process: positive regulation of protein kinase activity; positive regulation of transcription by RNA polymerase II; neuron projection development. The coding region runs from base 330 to 1019 and encodes 229 amino acids.
CCAUGCCUUUCGACUCCAAUGAAUAAAAAAGCAAGGGGAGUGUAGUUUGCAGGACACAGGAAAGUUCUCCGCAGUUUUUUACGCCCAUGUAUGACAGACAGAAGCUCUGCGUAGAGAUCCCGGAGAAGUGAGCUGAGGGCGCACAGAGGAGGAGGACUGCACGCUCGGUUAAGAAACAGCAGGAGACUGAAAAGGCGCUUCACUGAGAGGGAUCAGAGGCGGAGAGAGAGAGUGUGAGAGAGAAAGAGAGGCUGGGAUAGAGAUCCCAUCUCACUCUCCCAGUUGAGGUCUUGAACGGAUCGCGUCCAGCGCCUCACCACUGCGGGACAAUGUCAAGCAAAGCAACUUUAGCCUUACUCAUCUAUGGAAUCAUAAUGCAUUACAGCGUCCACUGCUCGCCUGUGGGACUCAGCUUCCCCAGUGUUAGACUCGAAAGUGAGGUUUAUGAUGAGGAUGGGAACUCCUUGCCGUCCCUGGAGUAUGACAGGGAUCAAAUGGAUGCGAGAAGCCCUCCGUCCGACUAUGUCUACACUUUGUAUUACCCCACAGAGAAAAGAACGGAAAGGCAUGCAGACGGCAUGUUUAAUAAAGCCUACAGGAAAGCGCUGGGUCAGUUAUCAGCCAGGAAAUAUCUCCAUUCUCUGAUGGCAAAGCGUGUAGGCGGGGGGAAAGCGGAGGAGGACAGCUCAGAGCCUCUGUCCAAGCGACACUCAGACGGGAUCUUCACGGACAGCUACAGCCGCUACCGAAAGCAAAUGGCCGUCAAGAAAUACCUGGCAGCCGUCCUUGGGAAAAGCCUUGAAGACAUAGAUUUUCACCAAAUCCUACAAGACAUAAACUUUGACGCCCUCCCGGACGGGGAUGAGUUUGAGGCUUUUUUGGGAGACUGGCUGAAACAGCUCUCUCCCGAAUUUCUGGUGAGUUUCAGGCUCAUUCCUGAGGCCGCAUCUUUGCAGGGGGACGUCUUGUGUCCCUCCCCUUUCUUUUUUCCUCUCACCUUUAACUCGCAAACCUUGUGAUCUUUGCUCCGAACGCUUAAAGCUGACAAUUCUUCCGCCUCAUUUGUGCUCCUGUCUCUCUCGAGUCUCACAGAUUUGACCUUAGAUAGUAGAGAAUGUGCUUAUAAUGGUCUGAUAUGUUAUACAUAUCACUGCUAAUCGAAAAGGGAAAGAAUUAUCGUGCUAAUGAUAUGACGAACAAAACUCUGGUUUAGACCAGAUGUGAGAUCCUGCUGGGUUUCAAAAUGCAAAAUAUGAUGCUUGUCAAAAAAACAAAAAGAAAACAAGACAAAUGUGAAACGAGGACCAGAGUACUUUUGAGGUUUUUCCUUUCAUUUUCUUCCACGGUGUUUACAAAGUGAGCUUUCGCCUCUGACUUGUGUAAAGUGCCAAUCCUGUGUUUCUAUCAGCUGGUUUGUGUGUGUUUGGAAACCUUUUUUAUUCUGCUCCAGGUUUCCUUUGUGUCUCUCUCUGCCCAUAUAAUAAGUAUCACUGAACAUUUAAAAGCACCAUCGGGCCCGUUUUCCAAAAAACACAUACACACACCAAAAAUGAUACUUGUUACAUGGUAACUUACCCGUUGAUUUGUUCUUCUUUGUGAGAAACACUACGAGGCAGUUUGGACUUUUGUGUAACCUUCUUGGGUCGACUGUGCUUCCCCUCUUCUGUCAUGUGAACCAAUGUACAAACUACAGUAGAAUGCAUGAUUAAAGUAAUUGCACUAGCCACUGAAUCUGUGCAGAUGACUCCAA